UGAUGACCCGGUGCCGCAAUCUAGCCAAUCAAAUCGCUGCAGGUGCACAACUCGGAAUGAACGAUCCAUCGCGUUCCGAACCUCAGAAGUGUAGCUUUGUCGUGAAGAAAUUGCAACAUCAAUUGACUCUCCUACGCUUACUCUCAAGAUUAUACGUCCCUAGAAUCGCCGUUCCGCCGUGUGCCGCGAUCCUUGCCAGCGUCAAAGUAACGACGUUCGUACGUCAUGGCACCUGCGGUUCCGCCGAAAAAGCACCACGCUCGCGUUCAACUCUACAUACAUCUUCUCUCCUCUCCUCUGAUCCGAGCACCUGCACACCGACAUGUGUAGCCCCAAAGUCUAAACACGCACAGCAAUGCAGCCAACUGCACGCCUCACUCAGUUACACCAAUUGCCUUCGGGAGUCCGAGAAUUACUCUCUCGGGACACGAUUCGGGCCUGCGCCAGGUCCUCGCCCUCGCUGAUCUCACAUGCGGCCGCUGGUCCGUGUUAUCGACAGCAUGUGGGAGCUUCUUCUCAGCAGAAGAGGCUCCUCACUAUAAGUCAAUUGGAUUCCGGCAGAGACAACCGGGAACGAGUUCUUAUUCUAGGAAGCGGAUGGGCUGGGUAUACGGUCGCACGGGAGCUGGACUCGAAGAAGUACCAGGCCGUUGUGGUCUCGCCUAGGUCGUACUUUGCUUUUACGCCUCUCCUUGCUUCUACGUCGGUCGGCACCCUCGAGUUUCGAACCGCGCUUGAGCCUGUGCGGACGAGGCGGACGAAUGUGAGCUUCUUUCAAGGGUGGGCGGACGGGGUGGAUUUCAAGAACAAGGUUGUUACGAUUGAGGAGGCGGUGGAUGAUCCGACGGCUACGCAUGCAUUGACGGAUGACCGACAUGCAGGAGAGACGAAGGAAGAAAGGAAAGAAGAGAAGAAGGUGGAAGCUAAGAAGGGCAAGCUGUUCGACUUGACCUAUGAUAAGCUAAUUAUUACCGUCGGCUGCUACAGUCAGACCUUCGGGACUCCUGGGGUUAAAGAACAUUCCCUCUUCCUCAAAGACGUCGGCGAUGCUCGCAAAAUCAGAUCCCGCCUCCUGGCAUGCUUCGAGGCGGCCGCCCUCCCCACAACCCCCGAAGAGCGUCGUCGCCAACUUCUCAACUUCGCUGUCGUCGGCGGAGGUCCCACAGGUAUCGAGUUCUCCGCCGAGCUUCACGACCUCAUCCACGAAGACCUUGCGCGCCUAUACCCCGAACUCAUUCCGUACCACAAGAUUACCGUAUACGACGUCGCAGCAAAGGUGCUGCCAAUGUUCGAUGAGAAGUUGGCGAAGUAUGCUAUGGACACAUUUAAACGAGAGGGCAUAUCGAUCAAGACUCAGCACCACGUUCAGGAGCUUAGGCCCGGAGCGCCGGGAGAAAAGGGAGAUGAGGGGGGAGCGAGGCGGGACCAUAUGGUCUAUACACUCAAGGUGAAAGAGGAGGGUGAGAUGGGUGUUGGGAUGGUAGUGUGGAGCACUGGCCUCAUGCAGAAUCCUUUCGUGGCAAAAGCCCUCGGCUCUGUGUACGAGCUACCCAGCAGCUUCAAGCGGCUCGAAGCCGGCGAAGGAAAAGGCAACCCCGACAACCUCCUCUGGAAAAUCAAGAAAGACCAAAAGACAGGCUCCGUCAUAACCGAUUCUCGCCUGCGGGUCAAGUUGGUAGGCGAGAAAGACGGCGACCAGAAGCCAGAAGCCAUCCUCAAAGACGUCUUCGCCUUGGGUGAUUGCGCGAUCGUGGAGGGCACAUCCUAUCCCGCUACGGCCCAAGUAGCGUCGCAGAAGGCGUACUGGCUGUCGAAGCGCCUCAACAAGGGCGACAUCGAAAAGGCGGGUUUCACAUGGAAGAAUAUGGGCGUCAUGGCGUACAUUGGUAACUGGAAAGCGCUGUUCCAGGGCGGUGAAGGAGGCAAUAUCUCCGGCAGAUUAGCGUGGUUGAUCUGGCGCGGCGCGUAUCUGACGAAGAGUGUCAGUUGGCGGAACAAGAUCUUGAUACCAACGUACUGGCUUAUCAAUUGGCUGUUUGGGCGCGACACCAGCCGGUUUUAGAGAGUGGAGAGUGUCAUGAGAACUUACUAGACAGCUAGACCUCAACGUAAAAGAAAAUGAUAAUGUUUUGCCAUCAGUUUU
This is a messenger RNA of Trematosphaeria pertusa, 2143 nucleotides long. RefSeq lists its product as uncharacterized. Bases 356 to 2062 code for a protein of 568 amino acids. The transcript has 5 exons. Lineage: Eukaryota; Fungi; Ascomycota; Dothideomycetes; Pleosporales; Trematosphaeriaceae. The record is from RefSeq and is a predicted model, not a curated record. Gene Ontology annotation, molecular function: NADH dehydrogenase activity.